Fraxinus pennsylvanica is the source of this 1389-nucleotide messenger RNA. The record is from the annotation of a GenBank genome assembly. NCBI's taxonomy places the organism in Eukaryota, Viridiplantae, Streptophyta, Magnoliopsida, Lamiales, Oleaceae.
AUGCCCUGUUCAGUACCUAAAACCCUUUUGAUCAACGAGGAGAACUUGCUUUCUUGCUGUAAAAGAGGAGAGGAGAGAGAAGAAGAAAUGGAUUCUGGUAACAGCGGGAGUUUGCAGUCAUCUAGUGGUGGUGAUGAAGAGUACGAUUCACGCGCCGCUUCGAUUUCCGCUUUGAUGAAUCAUCCAACAACUCAUGUUGGCUCCAUUUCUAAUCCAUUACAACCCCAUCCCCAACUACCGCCACUGCAGUCUCAAUCACAACCACACACCACCAACCACCCAGCGGUGUUUGACCCACUUUCAUACUAUCUACGAUUUCAAAACCCGAGCUCCCUUUUCAAUGCAAACAUGGUAUGGCCCAAAAGUACUACUACACUAGGAUCUGAGCCUACUUCCACUGGUAUCAUCAACCCCAUACUUGCUUCACCUAAUUUUAUGGCCUCUUUCACUAAUCACUCCCAUAUGGUUCCGUUCUCUAGCGGUGUAGACAACCCUACAAGUGAACCACAGGUUGCUACGGAUAACACAAUAUCUGAUAAUCAAAAUCAGAUUCAAGGCCAGAAUCAAACGGCUGCGCGUAACCCGAAGAAAAGAACAAGAGCCUCCAGGCGUGCACCGACUACUGUGCUAACCACAGACACCACCAAUUUCAGAACCAUGGUGCAGGAAUUUACAGGUAUCCCAGCGCCACCCUUCACUUCUUCGCCUUUUCCAAGAAGCAGACUUGAUCUUUUUGGUACACCCUCUAGCAUGAGAUCUAGCCCCUUGGACACUAUACAACCACCCUAUCUGCUGCGGCCUUUUGCACAAAAAGUUCAGUCACCAACCCAAUUUCUAUCUUCUGCAUCCUCUUCUUCCUUGUUAAAUUCUAGUUCUAACAACAAUAUUGUAACUUCUGGUUCUUCAUCUGCCGGUGCUUAUAAUUUAACUCCUUCCAUUAACUAUCAACUGGCUACCGAAAGUUCGAAUCUUUCCAACAUUUUCCCACUUGCCAAUUCAGCCAUGUUAGGCUCAUCAAAACCUCGAGUUUCAUUGGAAAUUCCAUCAGAUGAUCAUUCACAUGUUAAAAUAGGGGGCUUGAGUGAAUUCAAUCUAGGUCAUGUCCAUGUUAACACAAGCAUUUCUGGGCUUCCAAAUCUCGUUUCUUCUGAUCAAAUGGCAUUGAGGGAUGAUAACAAUGCAACAAACUGGAGCAAGAGUCCUUCAAACAACGGGGAUCUACCUCAGAUGACACCUGUUAAUAGUAACUACAGUUUAUCACGUAAUGCUACCAGCGGAAAGCUCAUUUAUCCAGCUUCUUCAUCAAGUUUUCACGGCGAGAAGGGGCCUGAUAAUGUUGCACCAAGAGGUGAAGGUAUGGUGGAAUCAUGGAUUUGUUCUUCAGACUAG